UCUCUUGUUUAUAUUAAACAACAACCAAAAAAAAAAAAAAAUCAAUCCCAGUCCUUGCCAUCAUCAUCAUCAUCAUCAUCAUCAUCACUCCCCACCCACCAACCUUUCCCAACACAAAAACAAAACAGCUGUUUUUACUAGUUUUGAUUGUGAGAGAGAGAGAGGAUGAGAGUGAGUGAAAAUUAUGCGAAUCCUUUGUGACGCUUGUGAAAGUGCUCCUGCUAUUGUCUUCUGUGCUGCUGAUGAAGCUGCUCUCUGCCAUUCUUGUGAUGAAAAGGUCCAUAUGUGCAAUAAGCUUGCUAGCCGUCAUGUCCGUGUUGGACUAGCAAAUCCAAGCGCCGUUCCUCGUUGUGACAUAUGUGAAAAUGCACCCGGUAUGCAUACAGCUUUCUUUUAUUGCGAGAUAGAUGGGAGUUCCCUUUGUUUACAAUGUGAUGUGAUUGUACAUGUUGGUGGUAAAAAAACACAUGGAAGAUACCUUCUUUUAAGGCAAAGAGUCGAGUUUCCGGGUGAUACGUCGGUUGAACCGAGUGAAAACGGGAGAGGCCAAAAUCAACUAACAAUAGGAGAGAACCAACAAAAUCAUAAGGUCUCUCCUUUUAAAACAGAUAGUACUAAAAUGAUAGAUUUGAAUAUGAAGCCUCCUCAUCGUAUUCACGGACAAGCCUCGAAUAAUCAGGAACAAUAAUCUGAUUUUUCUCGGAAGAGGGUGGUGAUGAUUGUCUCGUUAGCUUUGAUCUCCUUAGACUAGCUUUUAGCUUUUUAUACUAGUUUAGUUUUCAGACAGCUUUCGAGGCUCAUGCUGUGAGGCAAAAGGAUGUAAGCCGUAUUCACUGCUAAGCAAUGAUUUGUAAUCUGCCAUUUUUUUGUAAGUUUUUGCUUGUAAAGGUUGAAAUGGCAUCGUAAAAACACCACUUUUUUCGUGUGUAGGUUGAAAGCAUUUGGGAAUGUUUUGAUCAUGCUUGAGAUUAAUGCUUAAAUACUAAUGUUAUGAUUAUAA
Gossypium raimondii (Peruvian cotton) is the source of this 1000-nucleotide messenger RNA. RefSeq names its product B-box zinc finger protein 19. Gene Ontology annotation, molecular function: zinc ion binding. Gene Ontology annotation, cellular component: nucleus. Gene Ontology annotation, biological process: photomorphogenesis; regulation of DNA-templated transcription. NCBI's taxonomy places the organism in Eukaryota, Viridiplantae, Streptophyta, Magnoliopsida, Malvales, Malvaceae. The record is from RefSeq and is a predicted model, not a curated record. The transcript is spliced from 5 exons. Bases 185 to 688 code for a protein of 167 amino acids.